Messenger RNA from Iphiclides podalirius (scarce swallowtail), 255 nucleotides. The record is from the annotation of a GenBank genome assembly. Lineage: Eukaryota; Metazoa; Arthropoda; Insecta; Lepidoptera; Papilionidae.
AUGUACUCCUUUUCCCCCCACUACUUCACCUCGGUCCCGAUUACAGGACAGGGAGAGACACAUUUAAUAGAUUCGGCCUAUCUCCACCACCUUACCGCCGCAUUCAAAGUGGGAUCAAUGACUCUACUCAAAUCAAAGCUGCCCAGGGCAGGUUUCUAUUGGCCUGGAAUGGACAAAGUCAAUUCCAGCGGCCUAGGAUCACCUAGGCCACCUAGGCCAGGCCAGGAUUGGCCGGCUUAUGUUGAAUCACCAACA